Messenger RNA from Dictyostelium discoideum AX4, 135 nucleotides. RefSeq lists its product as hypothetical. Bases 1 to 135 code for a protein of 44 amino acids. The record is from RefSeq and is a predicted model, not a curated record. The transcript is spliced from 2 exons. NCBI's taxonomy places the organism in Eukaryota, Evosea, Eumycetozoa, Dictyosteliales, Dictyosteliaceae.
AUGGGCCCUCGUGCUUUUCAAAUUAUAUCCAUUUUGGUAGGUGGUUUCAAGGAAGAAAACUCUUGUUAUUUCAACUAUACACCACGUCUCGAAAAUAAUAGUAUACAUAUAAAUAGAGUACUCAAAAAUACAUAA